Molecule: messenger RNA, 1293 nt
Organism: Chlorella variabilis
Lineage: Eukaryota; Viridiplantae; Chlorophyta; Trebouxiophyceae; Chlorellales; Chlorellaceae
Exons: 7
Coding region: 22-1029 (335 amino acids)
Molecular function (GO): protein binding
Source: RefSeq, a predicted model, not a curated record
ACCACCUGAAAUUUGGAGGAAAUGCCUGCUAUAGCAACCGCUCGUGCAGUGUGCGUCGUGGUGGUGAAACCCACCUACGCCACCAGACCCACCCCUCAUCGCCCGAGCCUGCACAGCUUCAAGGCAGCGGCCCAGCAGCAGCAGCAGCAGCAGCAGCAGCAGGGCAGGCGACUUGCAGUGUGCCGAGCGAGUGCAACAGUGGCACAGGUGCAGGCGGAAGCCAAGCAGGAGUUUUAUGAGGUGACCCUGAGCAAGCCGCUGGGCAUCAAGUUUGCGCGUGGCAACGACGGCGGCGCGUAUGUUUCGCGCACCGACCCCACGCUGGGCAACACUGAUGCCAGGAUUGAGGCGGGCGACAAGGUGGUGAAAGUUAGCGCAUCCUUUGGCGGGGAUGUGUGGGAAGCCAUCAACUUUGGCCAGGUGAUCUACGCCAUCAAGACCCGCAACGGCGACGUGUACAUGCAGCUCAAGCGCAACUACGGUGACCUGAGCGCAUUGGAGCAGGACGAGCUGACCGAGGCCGAGAAGAUAUUCAAGUCUGAGCGGGGCGGCGGCAACUAUGGCGCAGGCACCAAGGAGAUGCAGGAGCGCAACUACAUUGCGCGCAAGGAGGCCGAGCGCCAGCGCCGUGAGAUGUUUGAUGAUGCCCUUGCCAAGUUCAAGAAGGGCAAGGUUGAGGAGGCACUGAUUGACUUUGAGAACGUGCUGUCCCUGGAGCCUAAGAAUUACCUUGGCGACGAUUUCUCGCGUGUCACCCAGAUCUACCGCGUCACUCAAUACAAUAUCGCAUGCUGCUACAGUAUGCUGGGCCAGGAGGAGUCUGGGCUGGAAGCUCUGAAUGCCGCGAUGGCCUCGGGCUUUGAGGAUUACGACAAGGUGCGCAAGGACCCCAACCUUGGCAACCUGCGCAAGAGCCCCAAGUUCCAGCCGCUCCUGAACAGGUAUGACGAGCCCAUCCUGAACGAGGGCGCUAUCAAGGCCUUCAAGAGCAUCUUCUCGUUUGGCAAGUCGCAAAAUGAUGAUCUGUGAAGCUUGAAAACGCCCGAUUGCAUUUCAUGCCUCUAUUUUGUUCAAGUUUGUAUUAAUUGCAUUGGAGUUCAGCAACGGUGCAAUGAUUGUCCGGGUGGCAUUAUGCGGUGGUACAGCCAGCCCGUGACAUGUGUGCAUGAUGGCAGUCGCUCAGACAAGGCAGUCGUCUCAGCAGAACAUGCAUUUUUAUGCUUCCAAUUUCCAAGCUGCACUCCAAUGAUGAUCGAUCCAUGCCCCUCCAAUUUAUGGCAAUAUUACAUGUGC